AUGUCGGUAAAUCGUUCAGAAUCUUCUUCGUCAUUAACAAAUACAAAUGUAACUACCUUAAACAAUGAUAUCUCAAAACAUACGAAUAAACUCUUAUAUAAUCAUACGAAAAGUACGCGAUCAUUUGUCUCAAUUAGUCAACGAAAUGAAAAACGCUUACAUCAAUUAAACCACUAUUAUCUAUCCUUGAAUUCAACUUUAUUUCUAUUGUCAUCAGAUCAUACUACGAGAAGAAAAAACAAAACGUUAAUUUAUCAAUGUAAAUAUUUUUGUGGUGGUUUUGGAGAUCGUUUACGUGGUAUUAUGUCCGUAUAUAUUUUAGCUUUAAUAACGGGACGUCAAUUUAUGAUAAAUAUGCAUUAUCCAUGUAAUGUUAAACAUGUUUUAGAACCGAAUUUAUAUAAUUGGACAUUCGAAAUACCAUCAGGAAAACGUUCACAGUUAGUUAUUAAUACAAUGUCAUCUUAUAUGGCUUCAUAUAAACAAGAAAUGACCACUGAUAUAUCACGAUACGAUUUUAUUAAAAAAUGGGAGAAGCAUGAUGAUAUUUAUAUAACUACUAAUAGUGAUUAUAUGACACCAGCUUUAAAAAAUCCCUUCGUAAAAAAUUCUUCUAUUGGUCGGAUCUUAUUUGGCCAACUGCCAACAUACAAAACUACGCAGGCUUAUUUAUUUCCAGUCAUCUUUGAAAUUUUAUUUAAACCGAGUGUUCAUGUUACAGCAAGUGUCAAUCAUCUAUUAAGAAUGGUAUAUUCUCGAAAUUCUUCGAUGUUAUGCUUACAUAUUCGUGUGGGAAAGAAUCCUAAUAAUCCACAUGAUUAUGCAUUUCCCUAUCGAUCACAUACUGCCGACGAUAUGAUCGCAUUUGUUGAUAAUAGCAGUUUAUUAGUGAAUCGAAGCCAAACAAUAUUUGUUACUAGUGAUUCGGGUGAAGCAAUUUCUAAAAUAUUGAAUCAUUAUCCAGAUCGAUCAUUGACCAUACCGGGUCCCAUUAUUCACGUUGAUCGGUUUGAUAAAGGAAAAACUGUUUGUGACGGAUUUACCAAAGUGAUUGCUGAUUUUUACGCACUAGGUGAAUGUCAAACGAGUAUAUUGUCACCAAGUGGAUUUUCAGCAUGGGCAAAUAAAAGAAGAUUUGAACAAUCAAAAAAUUUGUAUAUUUAUAAUGAUAAACAACGACAAAUGAGAAAAGGUUAA
Molecule: messenger RNA, 1197 nt
Organism: Didymodactylos carnosus
Lineage: Eukaryota; Metazoa; Rotifera; Eurotatoria; Philodinida; Philodinidae
Source: the annotation of a GenBank genome assembly